Molecule: messenger RNA, 1707 nt
Organism: Onychostoma macrolepis
Lineage: Eukaryota; Metazoa; Chordata; Actinopteri; Cypriniformes; Cyprinidae
Product: peroxynitrite isomerase THAP4-like
Exons: 2
Coding region: 437-922 (161 amino acids)
Molecular function (GO): sequence-specific DNA binding
Source: RefSeq, a predicted model, not a curated record
CAAGAAGUUUCACAGAAAAUCAGUUUCUCUGGUUUAUCAUUUAAGACCUAAGGGCCCUUUUGUCACAUUUAGUUAUGUAUUAAAACACCACUAUUUAGAGAUAAUUGUUCAUUUUUCUCCUGUUCCGAUUCCGAAUUCAUUGGUGACUACUAAUUAUUAUGCGAUGGUGUUGUGAUGCCUUUCCAGGAGAUUAUGAAAUUAUAAAGGAAAUGUUAUAUUAAUGUGGUUUAAAGAUAGGUUUUAUUCUGUCUGUAGCAUAAGGGUUUUAUCUGUUACCUAUAGCCACAAAAAAAAAAAAAAAGUUAAACACUUUUGAUAAAUUGAAUCUUGACGCAUGCGCAUUUUACGACAGAUUUGACGUGUUUACGAUACAACCUGGGGCGCUGUUUACAACCGAGCUGUAUAGUCACAAAUGGGUCAUGCUGCAAAUUGAACAAUGGUGCGUAUAUGUGCUUUUCCUGGAUGCUUCAACAGACAGAAAGCUGUGAGGUUGCGUCCUCGGCCGUUGUCGCCAGAGGAAAGGCUGACUUUUCACAGAUUCCCACUAAAUGAUCCGCAGCGCCUGAAGCUAUGGCUGCUCGCGGUUCACCGGGACACUAGUUUACCCGUUCAGUCUCUGGAAGUUUUGAGGCUAUGCAGUCAACAUUUUUCACGAGACGAUUUCAGAUCAGAUGAGGGAAAUGUACGACGAUAUCUAAAGUCAACAGCCGUCCCUAUGUGGUUAUUUAAAACGGAGGAGGCUGAAGAUGAAGAGACUGUUGCUGUUGUAUCAGAGAAGAGUGUGAAGACUGGGGAGAAAGGCACUACACCAGCACCACCUCAAAUAAAACUAGAAUCUAGAAGUGCUGCUCUUGGUAAUGCCCCAGUUGGUAAGAAGGCUUUGAUUUUGCUAAUAAAUUGUUUCAGAGAGCCAGGCAUUUGAUGUAAUGUUUGCAUUACAGAAAGUGAGCAAAGACUGCUCUCUUUGUGAUGAAUGAAGCUGUGCAUGAGUUCUGAAUUUUUGUGAAAAUUCCAGUUCUAAUCAAAAAAUGAUUAUGAUUACACUGUACAACGAAUAUCUUGUUUACAUGGUAUCUACAAUUUGUUGCUGUAAUGAGGAUUCGCUAAAAUAGAUCCUCACUAAUUGUGAUGUUAUACAAUAUGUUUCUGAAACAAAUGUUCUAUUUUUUUCUCAUCUAAAAUAUUUGGAAGAGGAGGAAGCCAAAGCACAGAGUAAUGGGGUGAAGAAAUGAACCACUCAUGCUGGAACAUCUUUUAAUAUAUAGCCUAUAUUUAUUUUUAUUAUUAUUUUUUUAUAUUUUCUCCAAUUAAUGUAGUAGUAAAAGCUGAUGAAUACAUACGCAAGUCAUAGCUGUUCUGUUGUAACAUAAUGUAUGCCACACAUGUAACUGCUACUACUGUGUUUUUGUCUUUGUGUUGUUUUAUUAAUACUGAGGUCAUGAAUUAUAUUUUUCACAAAAUUCAGAGAGAGAGAGAAAAAUAUAUUUUAAACAGUCAUGCAGAGUCUCGGGAGGGAAUGUUGAAAGGUUUUAUGCAAGAUACAUUUCUUGACAUCAGUAUUUUAUUUUAAUGUUAUAAUGUAAUUAAUCAUGUUCAGAACACCUUACAGUAAAACUCUCUCUCUUUCUCUGUCUAGUAAAUUUUUAAUUGCUAAAAAGGCUUUGUAAUAUAGCAAGUGUUAGGGCACUACUGGCAAUAAAUGUCUGU